AUGGCCUCGCAGCCUCCGGCGGGCUCUGGACCGAUGCCGGCCUCCUCGACCGGCCCUGAUCGAGGCUCUGGAGCCCCUCCGGAGCCGUCCCCAACCUCAAGGGCUAAACGCCGCCGCGAUACCGAGGCCCAGCCAGCCCGGCCCAGCCUCGUGGGAAGCCAGCCCGACGCCUCUACGACAACCCCCUUAACGGCUAAGGGGCCCUCAACUGUGAAUGGGACAGCUGCUGGAGCUGUCCUUACAGCCCUUAGUGAAGAGGCCAAGCUCUACGAAGCCCGAAAGGAUGUCUUUAUGGCUAUCGCCCAGUCUGUAGACAACGUGGUCUCUUGCUUUGAGGGGCCUAGGAAGCAGAUCGCGAAGGAGGCUACAACCUACGUAGUUCAAGCCUUGAAAAGGAUCAUGGGGAACGGAACGGCGGCCCCGACCCCGAGCCGGAAUUGGGCUAAGGUGGUAGCUUCGGCUGAAUCUGCAGCUGCAGCCCCAGCCCAAGCCCCGGCCCCGGCCCCGGCCCGCACCCAAAACCCAAUCCAUCCCCAGGCUCAGACUCAGACUCUAGCCCAGCCAAAGGAGGACCUCCAGGUCUUUGCCCGCAUCCCCGAGGAGGGCCUAACGGCUGCUAGGAAGCAUGCCCCUUUUGCCCUCCGCCGGAAGGUCUGCCAGGCCCUUGGCCUGCAGCUGGCAGAUAUCCCACAUAUUUACCACAUUGCAACAGGCUACUCGCUGAGACCCCUGAACAAGCAGGUCCAGCAAACCCUUCUUACAAACAAACAGAAACUAGCGGACAGCCUGGGAGCUUAUAAGGUUGAAACACCUACUAGGUGGUUUACUUAUGUUGUCCCACGCUGCCCUGCUAAGCUGUGGUCCCUUGAUGGUGAGGCCCUCGACCUAGCCACCCUGGUAGAAGAUGAGGUCCUUGCCCAGACAGGGCGGGAGCCUAUCUGA
Molecule: messenger RNA, 942 nt
Organism: Colletotrichum aenigma
Lineage: Eukaryota; Fungi; Ascomycota; Sordariomycetes; Glomerellales; Glomerellaceae
Exons: 1
Coding region: 1-942 (313 amino acids)
Source: RefSeq, a predicted model, not a curated record